AUCAACCUGAUGUUUAUACCUAUACUGUGAUUGUGAAUGGUCUGUGUAAAAUUGGGAAAACCAAUGUGGCCUUUGCUGUUCUGAAAAGAAUGGUCGAGGAAGGUUGUGAGCCUGACGUGGUGUCAUACAGUGCUAUCAUUGACAGCCUCUGCAAGGACACAUUGGUUGCUGAGGCAUUAGACCUCUUCUUCAAAAUAAAGAGCGAAGGUAUCUUACCUGAUGUUGUGGCCUACAGCACCUUAAUCCGUGGUUUGUGUAUGUCAAGCAGAUGGAAGCAAGCUUUUAUGUUGCUUAACCAAAUGUUGAGAGGAAACGUCACACCAAAUAUAAUUACCUUCAAUACUUUGGUUGAUGGACUUUGUAGGGAAGGAAAGGUUUCAAAGGCUCAUGGUGUAGUUAAAUUGAUGAUGCAGGGAGGAACAGAGCCUAAUGUUAUCACCUACGGUUCAUUGAUGGAUGGAUAUUGUCUACACAACCAAGUGGAUCAAGCUAGAGAAAUAUUUGACCUGAUGAUAAGCAAGGGUUGUGCACCUGAUGUUUUUACCUACAACAUCUUGAUUCAUUGUUACUGUAAGAGAAAAAAGAUAGAUGAGGCAAUGCGGCUUCUUGAUGAAAUGCCUUGCAAAGGCUUGAUGCCUGACGAUGUUACUUAUAGUUCUCUUAUCCGUGGCUUGUGUAAAGCAAAGAGCCUUUGGGCUGCACAUAAGUUUUUCAAGGACUUGUGUGCUAGUGGCUAUUCUCCCAACGUGGUGGUGUACUCAGUUUUGAUAGAUGGCUUUUGUAAGCAUAUGUGUCUUGAUAUGGCAUUGGAUCUAUUUCAUGGAAUGCAAAAGAACUUGUUGAAGCCUCACCUUAUUAUUUAUAGUACCCUAAUUGAUGGUAUGUUCAAGGCUGGAAAGGUUAAAGAUGCAAAGGAGCUGUUUUCUAGAGUUUCCAUAGAAGGAUUGCAGCCUAAUGUUUUCACAUACACUAUAAUGGUCAAAGGACUUUGUAAAGAAGGAUUAUUAGAUGAAGCAUUAAAGGUUUUCAGGAAAAUGGAAGGGAAUGGUUGCUCACCAGAUAAUUGCUCUUAUAAUGUGAUUAUCCAAGGAUAUCUCCGACACAAUGAUUUGUCCAUGGCAACAGAACUAAUUGAUGAAAUGGUUGGCAAGGGGUUUUCUGCAGAUGCGACUACCGUGGAGUUGGUAGUAAAUAAUGAUCUGCUUGUGAAAAUGCUACUGAGCUGCUCUAAAAGUUCUCAAGGUGUGAAGAUGAAGUGAGAUUUUAAGAAAGAAGAAUUGUUAUACAGUCAGUGGAGAUGUUGUUCUGGGAGAUGUUGUUCUGUUUUGGGUUAUAUGACUUAAAUUUGUCUCUAUUUUCUGCAAUUCAAUAUUUAUAUUUGUAUCAGACUUCUAUGCAGCUGGCCUUGGCAAUAAGUUGUAAUACUAAUUGUUUUUGUUUGCUAUCAAGAGAAAAAAAGUAGCAGUGUUUUUU
Molecule: messenger RNA, 1473 nt
Organism: Jatropha curcas
Lineage: Eukaryota; Viridiplantae; Streptophyta; Magnoliopsida; Malpighiales; Euphorbiaceae
Source: RefSeq, a predicted model, not a curated record